Messenger RNA from Durio zibethinus, 612 nucleotides. RefSeq lists its product as uncharacterized. Lineage: Eukaryota; Viridiplantae; Streptophyta; Magnoliopsida; Malvales; Malvaceae. The record is from RefSeq and is a predicted model, not a curated record.
AAAAAAAAAAACUCAAAGUCUCAACCUCCAUUCAAUUUUCUAAACAAAAAACAUGGCUCAGCUUUCCAUCAAGAGCUUUCAGCUCCUCAGAAGAUCUUAUGUGGUUGCUGCGGAGAACAUGAAAGUGCUACCAGUGGCAGCUUUUAUGAGGAAAGAAACAGAUUUGAGGGAAGAAAUUUCGGCAGAGCAGAAGGAAACGUUUUGGAUGAAAGAUCCGAAGACCGGCAACCGGAUUCCAGAGAAUCAUUUUGAUGACAUUGAUGUUGCAGAGCAAAGGGAGAAAGUUCUUCCAAAGAAACAGAAAUAAAUUUCGAGAAACUUGAAUAGGAAUAAUUAACGUGCAAAGACUUUUAAGUUAUAAGCAAUAGGCAUAGCUUUGGCUGAUAAUGUUAAGUAAUGAAGCUUCUGCUGAUAAUUUCUAUUACUAUCGACUUAUAAAUAUACUUGCGUUCCUGUUGUCCAUGCUAGUUUUGCCAUGCAAUGAGGCUUCUACGUUAAUCACAUUGCGUUUAGAAAUCUUGAUAAUCUAUGUAAUUGGUAAAUUCCAAGAAUGCAGUUAAAUUUAGAUUUUAGAGAUGUCCAUGGAUUGAAACAAGCCAAACCAUUGGCCUU